UGUAGCAUAACAAAUAAUAAAAAUGCUUUAUUAACAUUUACCUUUUGUUUGUAUUUUUUUCUUAUUGUGUCAAAGCUCGUAGGAUAAAAAAAUGGCGCCAAACACACAUCAUUUGCAUUUGUCAUUCCACCAAAGUCCUGUCUCUGUCUUUUCUACUUAUUUAUUACAAUUAUAAAUAUGGAUUGUGCACCGCCACUCGAACUAAACAAAUGUACUCCAGAUGAUUUCGUAGCAAACCAGGAAACAUAUUUAAAACACUUGGAUAAUUACUCCAACUGGGAUCAAAUACCAUUACUAAACCAUGGUUCAAUUUAUUAUCCUGAUAAGUCCCUGGUGCGAUUCCGGGGGAUGAUUCAGGAUAUGUAUAAUCCUGAAAUAUAUCUAGAAAAUUAUGAAGUCAUUGAUGCUGGCGGCAACAAGAAAAUACUUAGUGGGAAAUAUAAAGAUAUAAACAGCUGUGCUGAUAAUGAAAAAUUCAAUCACGGUUCAGAUAAAAAUAUCAAUGGUGAGCGACAGACUUUAUUUGUAAUUUCUGUGCCCGGUUUGAGCAACUGGGUUUGUGAUAACGAGCAAGCAAAUAUUAAAACUAAUAAAACUGUUGCAACAACUGUCAUACCUGAGACCUCUGAUUUAAAAAGAAACCUGGAUGAUGAUGAGUCACCAAUAAGUGAAGAUAAAUGUUUAAGUCCUCCAAUAGCAGACUCUUUGAAUAAAAUUAAAAUCACCACAAAAGAUGAAAACGAGACAAAGACAUCCUUGGAAUACAUACUUAACUCACCUAUUCCUGAUAAGCUUAACAAAGCUUGCAUUGUAAAGAUCUACGACAACUUUGAUAGCUACAAAGUGAAUGAGAUUGUAGACGUCAUAGGAUUUUUAUCAAUAGAUCCUGCUUGUUACUGUGGGGAUGAAAAUAUGUGCGAGAACCAAGCUGAUAAUUUACCACCUUCUGUAGUACCUCGUUUGCAUGCAAUAUGCAUUAAACAAAUUGCACACUGCAAUCCUUUACUAUCCAACAGUUUUUCUGCACAACCGUUUGAAGAUGCUUAUAAAAACUUGCACAAAGCCCUGACACACACUUUGUUCGGCGAUGAAUUAGCAGCAGAGUAUACAAUUUUUUACUUGCUAAGCAGAGUAUUUGCAAGACAUGACAUCACAUUAGUUGGCAGUUAUUGUUUAAACAUAACAAAUUUACCAUCUGCAAACAAAAUGAAGAAUAUUAAAUUAUAUUUAAAACAUAUCUUUGACCUUCUGAGUUCUUUGUUGCCUGUUAGUCAUUCCAUGUCUUUAACUAUUGAUGAAUUAAAUACAGCUAUGUUUGUGCCAAAGAAAGAUUACAAUACGGAUCGUUUAGUAGCAGGUCAAUUACAAUUGGCAAAUGGUACAAAUCUAUUUAUUGAAGAAAUAAGUUUAGAAGAAGGGAAAUUAAAUCAAGCUGGAAUCAUGAAUUUGCAAGCUUUGAAGAGUGUUAUACGAGACCAGUUGAUAAAAUAUGAUUUUCAGUAUUAUCAUGUUGAUUUUCAAUGUGAUAUUCCUGUAUUAGUAUUUAGCGAGGGCAAAAGUAUUCUGGAUAUUAAAAACCAAGUUCCUUUGGAGAUAGAUGAAAACAUCAGGGACAACUUUGAAAAUAUUUUACCAGCUGUUAAACAAUUUUUAAGUAAUGAAACUAUGGAUCUCAUUAGAUGUUAUUUAACAAUCAUGAAAUACUCAGAAUUUGAAGUUAAUCAGGAAUUGCAUGAGAUUAUAGAAAAUGAUUUUGUGAACUUACUGCAAGAACCAGGAAUGACUCCAGAAGAUCUACACUCAUAUUUAACACUGGCCAGAUUGUAUAGUUUAUCCCGAGGUCUAAGGCAUUUAACAAAAGACUCCUGGCAAGCAGUUAAAGAUCUUGAGACUAAAAGAAGAUCUAGAAUCAAAGCACCCAAACACACUGUCGAAAUGUGAAUGUGUUAUAAAGUGAUUUCAUUACUUGUGAUAUAUUUAACUUUGUUUU
This is a messenger RNA of Ctenocephalides felis (cat flea), 1990 nucleotides long. RefSeq names its product mini-chromosome maintenance complex-binding protein-like. Lineage: Eukaryota; Metazoa; Arthropoda; Insecta; Siphonaptera; Pulicidae. Gene Ontology annotation, biological process: DNA-templated DNA replication. Gene Ontology annotation, molecular function: chromatin binding. The record is from RefSeq and is a predicted model, not a curated record.